UCAGCAAUACUAUUGUAUUAUAAAUUAUUAUAAAUUCGCAAAUUUCGUUUGAUCAGGUUUUUUUCAUAAAAUAUUUCGAUACUUUCAAGUUUCAGCUCAUCGGAGUGAGAUGAUUAGAUAAAGAUGGAUGAAGAUAGCUGUUUCUUCGGCGAUGGCGGCACUCUAGCUACGUUUCACCGGAAGAGUAGAUGUUUACGAUUCUGGCUGUAUUCUGGAGCGUUUCCUCAUGGGCGUCGCAGUUCACACACGUCACGGAUUCCGCCGAAGGAGUCGAUAAUUAAAAAAUGGUAUUCGUCAGUGAACAUUUUCAAACUGGGAAUAAUAUAUCAUAAGCAGAUUGAAAUGUGUGAACGUUUCAGUGUUUUGAAGACUAAGUUUCGUAGCAGAUUUCGAUUCCGUCACGGGAAUUUGCUCGAUAACUAUAAUGGAGAGACUGUGCCGUCUAUAUAUGUAUUUGAUUUCAAAGAAGUGCCACAUAAAAAAGGUAACUUUCGUCUAGUGUAAAAUUCAUAUAUACUUAUAGGCAAUUCGAAUUUCAUCGACGACGUCAAAAUACGCAAGAGGCACGUGGAGCAUCGCAAUACACACAAUAUUAUGUAUUAUACAUAAUUAAGUAACAUAAUAAACAAUAAUAUAAUAUUGUAUCUAUAAUAAUAUCUAUAAUACACAUUACACAUUGUAUUCCAGCGUGCGACACAGCUGUAGCAAAAACUAUGGCCUUGACAGUUAAUAUACGUUGCUGCACUGUCCACGCGCACUUACCAAUAAGGAUAACUCAUCACAAAUUACAAAUUUCUGUGCAAUGCCUGAACGAACAAAAGUGGUGCACAAAAAACGGUCGUUAAGUAUAUAAUAAUAUUAUUAUAUAUUAGGCGUACGGCGUAGGUAUACCUACACGGCUACACAAGGUUGGACACCACGGAAUAUCGGAGGGAAAGGUACAGCGCAAACGGCUACCUAUACCUCUUUUCCGCUUUUUAAUUUGGUUUUGUCGUAGAUAGCAUGCGGUGCCUAAACUAAAAGCACGUGCAUAAUAUAAUGGAAAAAAAUUUGAUGACAGCGUGUAUAUUAUUAUUAUUAUUAUUAUUAUUAUUAUUAUUAUUAUUAUUAUUAUUAUUUUUUUAUUCUUCAAGAGUUUGUAAUAGUCGCCACUAUACGCAUGUUGUUCUUUGUGUGUGUGGAGGGGGGUCCCACGAGUAAUUAUUCUAGUAAAUAAAAAAUUAAAAAAUUUAAAUUUGUAAUACACGUUUUUCACAUAACUAAAAUAUCAAUAUUUCAAAUUGUCUAGGUUUAUAUACUUAUAUAAUGUAGUAUUAUGUAAAAAAUCGUGGUAGUUAAAUAAUAAAAUAUAUACUAAAAUCAUGUAAUUAAUAUAAUAUGUAAUGCAAUAUUCCUAUACAAAUGUUAUAAGUCUGUCUAUAUUUUAUUCUUGUA
Molecule: messenger RNA, 1434 nt
Organism: Metopolophium dirhodum (rose-grain aphid)
Lineage: Eukaryota; Metazoa; Arthropoda; Insecta; Hemiptera; Aphididae
Exons: 6
Coding region: 124-504 (126 amino acids)
Source: RefSeq, a predicted model, not a curated record